Messenger RNA from Oryzias latipes (Japanese medaka), 2002 nucleotides. RefSeq names its product progestin and adipoQ receptor family member Vb (gene paqr5b). Lineage: Eukaryota; Metazoa; Chordata; Actinopteri; Beloniformes; Adrianichthyidae. Gene Ontology annotation, molecular function: signaling receptor activity. The record is from RefSeq and is a predicted model, not a curated record. Gene Ontology annotation, cellular component: membrane.
GCUGCUAAAAGACAGGAAGCAUGGGAGGUAAUUGGGAAUGAGCUCCAGGUGAGUCGACUAGCUGAGAGGAAGGAUGGUGGCUCAGAGACAUUAGGAGGAGGAAGAGGAGUGGCGCAGGUGCUCCGUAUUUUGCCUUGUUAAAAGGGGAGGAUCCUUGAACAGCAUGGCAACACAAGGCUAUAAAGAGUGAGGCACAACCUGCCGUGGCAAAGCUUUAAGUCUCCUCUAGCAGCAGCAGCAGCAGCAGCAGCCAUGCUCAGCCUCAUCAAAGUCCCUCAAGUUCUCACCAUCAACCAGGUCCCCAAAGUUUUCCAAGAGGACUGCAUCAUUUCAGGAUACCGGCAGCCCAGAAGCUCAGCUGUCGACUGCAUCCGCAGCCUCUUCCAGCUGACCAAUGAGACGCUCAACAUCUGGACCCACUUUCUGCCUACCUGGUACUUCCUAUGGAAACUGGUGACUGUGGUACUGAUGCAGACUGCAUGGCAGGACUCCCUCACCUGGCCUCUGCUGGUCUUCCUCUCCUCCUGCUGCAUUUAUCCUCUGGCAUCCAGCUGCGCGCACACCUUCAGCAGCAUGUCGACGCGGGCUCGCCACAUCUGCUUCUUCUUUGACUACGGCGCCCUCAGCUUUUACAGCCUCGGGUCUGCAGUUGUUUAUUCGGCUUAUGUUUUCCCUGACAAGUGGACAAACGGGUACUUUCACCAGUGCUACAUUCCCAUUGCUGUGUUCAACGCCAUCAUCAGCACCACGCUGGCAUGUUACUCCAGGCUGGGCUUUCCAUUUCUGCAAUAUAACCAUGACGUCACAAGGAGGUUUCCUGAGUGUCAGAGUCCAAAGUUCAGCAAAUUUCUCCGUGUUGUAGCAUUUGCUUACCCAUACCUGUUCGACAACAUCCCUCUGUUCUACAGGGUGUUCCUGUGUGCAGGUGAAGGCUGCACCGAUAACGAAACCAACAUGCUGCACUACAACCAUGUUGCCUUGGCUUUUCUCACAGGCUUUCUGUUUGCCACACAUUUACCUGAGCGUCUGGCUCCUGGCAGCUUUGACUACAUCGGCCACAGCCACCAGCUCUUCCAUGUGUUCGCUAUCCUUGGCACCCACUUCCAGAUGCAGGCUGUGGAGCAGGACAUGGCGAUACGGCGCCCCUGGCUCACUGCAAACUCCAUUCCCAUCACAUUUGCCAACUCGAUGGGCCCGGCGCUGGUCUGUUUGGUACUCAACUGCAUCAUUAUCGCCCUCUUUAGUCUACCUCUUCUCUCUGGUCCAGGGGGAAACCAUGGAAAACAACCGAAGAAAACAUAAGUCCUCCUAGAAAGACCCAAGCCAUCUCAUGUGCUGCAGACCAGGAAACAGAAAAGUGUGUUGGGGAUCUUUUUUUUUUUUUUUUUUUUUUUUUUUUUUUUUUUUUUUUUUUUUUUUAACAGGUGCAUAAAACAAUUCUAGCUCAUUAUUCAGAAUGCACUGUUGCUGCUGCCGUUAAACCUGUCAGACAGCUGAAUAGAAAAGCAAAAUCUUCACAAAAAACCUCAUUGCAAUGCAAACGAAAGCAAACAUUUGAACUUUGCAUUGCAAUAAAUUUGCUUCUGAGGAAGUUUAAUCCAGAAACACAGAAACGAUGUUGCACUUUUGCUGCAUUUUGUAUUUAAUUAUAUUUCCUUUUAAUUCUCUGAUUUCCACGGUUGUGGUAUGUAUGAAGAGUUUUUAAACCCUUUUUCCUACUGUUUAAGAUUAUUUUCUUUUACGUCAGAAAAUUUUAUUGUAAAGAUGUACUUUAUAGUAUUUGUAAGAUUUGUGCUUGUCCUCCGCCUGUUGGAUUAGACUGGACAGUCUUUGCACAGAGACAUAAUGAUUCGGUCCUGAGAUUAAGCUACCAGGGAAAACUGGACCUCAUGAACAAAUGAAGAUGUCUCUAACUCUUUGCACUGAUCAUGAACGGAAUGUAUUUAGGAAAAAGUUAUUUAUUGUAUUUUUUAGAUUUCAAAUAAACAGUUGAAAAAAAAAA